This is a messenger RNA of Charadrius vociferus (killdeer), 2467 nucleotides long. It is a transcript of the gene GAB2, whose product is annotated as GRB2-associated binding protein 2. NCBI's taxonomy places the organism in Eukaryota, Metazoa, Chordata, Aves, Charadriiformes, Charadriidae. Bases 40 to 1971 code for a protein of 643 amino acids. The record is from RefSeq and is a predicted model, not a curated record. The transcript has 9 exons.
GCAUGGAAGAAACGCUGGUUCGUCCUGCGCAGUGGUCGGAUGAGUGGCGACCCCGACGUCCUGGAGUACUACAAAAAUGACCACUCCAAGAAGCCUUUGCGUGUGAUCAACCUCAAUUUCUGCGAGCAAGUGGACGCGGGCCUGACCUUCAACAAGAAGGAGCUGCAAGACAGCUACAUCUUUGACAUCAAGACCAGCGACAGGACAUUCUACCUGGUGGCUGAGACCGAGGACGACAUGAACAAGUGGGUUCGCAGCAUCUGCCAGAUCUGUGGCUUCAACCAGUCCGAGGAGAACACAGAUACCCUGAGGAGCAUCGCUUCUAUGAACCAUGCUCCACGGUCCUCCCCAGCAGAGCUCAGCGGUGCCAGCCACCACCUGCUGCGAGAGCGCAAGUCCUCAGCGCCGUCCCACUCCAGCCAACCCACCCUGUUCACCUUUGACUCCCCGGCCAGUCACCUCCAGAGCACCCUGUCCGCCAGUGCCCCCCAGGACUACCUUUUCCUCCACCAGUGUAUGAGCAGAAAGUCGGAAAACGCAAGAAGUGCCAGCUUCUCCCAAGCCACGAGGUCUGCCUUCUUCAUGCGGAGCGACACAGCGGUCCAGAAGCUCUCGCAGGGCAAUGGGCACUGCGUCAAUGGGGUUGGCGGGCAGCUCCAUGGCUUUUACAGCCUGCCAAAACCCAGCCGGCACAACUCGGAGUUCAGGGACAGUGCAUACGACCUCCCACGCGCCUUUGGUUCCUACACCCACCCCAAGUCAAGCCUCACCAGCUCCGAAACAGAUAACGAGGAGGUCUACACCUACAAGACUCCCAACAACACCCUAUGCAAGGAGUUUGGAGAGCUCUCCACAGACUCCUAUGACAUCCCUGGCACCCCGCUUUCUGUCUACCAGAUCCCCAGGACAUUUACACUGGACAAGAACCACAACGCUCUGGCCCUGGCCGCCAGCGACUCACCCACUGCGCCACCUCCGCGGCCCCCAAAGCCCGGGCAAACAGAGCCGCGGUGGGGCAGCCCGCCCCAACGGCCCCAACCUGGUGAAAGCUUGGGGUUGACCACCAUGGCAGCCACCAUUCCCCGGAGAAACACGCUUCCAGCAGUGGAGAACAGCAGGCUGCACCGAGCUUCUUCUUGUGAGACGUACGAAUACCCCCAGCACGGGGGCGGCAGCGCUGUGCAGUCAGUCGAGUCGAUGAACGACGGGUACAACUCCUACCUGCAAGCCAAGGCAGCGGUGGCCCGCUCCCACAGCACUGACUCCGAGGACAACUACGUCCCCAUGAACCCCGGUUCUUCACCCCUGAUCCACACAGAGAAAGCCAACGACAAUGCCCAAAAUCUCUACAUCCCCAUGAGCCCUGGGCCGCAUCACUUUGACCUGGUGGGGUUGUCCUCAGCCACCCUCCCUGUGCAUAAAGGAGGAGCCAUGGCACAGUGCCACAGACGGUUGAGUGAAAUCCAGCCCCCACCAGUCAACCGCAACCUCAAACCUGACCGGAAAGCAAAGCCAUCGCCGCUGGACCUGAGGAACAACACUGUCAUCGAUGAGCUUCCCUUCAAAUCGCCAGUCACAAAAUCCUGGUCCAGGCCAACCCAGAGCUUCAACGCCGGCUCUUUGCAAUACUGUCGCCCUGUCUCCUCCCAGAGCAUCACCAGCACUGACUCGGGAGACAGCGAGGAGAACUACGUGGCGAUGCAAAACCCCAUUUCUGCUUCUCCUGUUCCUAGUGGCACCAACAGCCCAGCGCCUAAAAAGAGUUCAGGGAGUGUGGAUUAUCUGGCCCUGGACUUCCAGCCGAGCUCACCGGGGCCACACAGAAAGCCCUCCACCUCAUCGGUCGCUUCGGACGAGAAGGUUGAUUAUGUGCAAGUGGACAAGGAGAAGACGCAGGCGCUGCAGAGCACCAUGCAGGAGUGGACUGAUGUGCGGCAGUCCUCGGAGCCCACCAAGAGCACGAAGCAGUAGCGCUUGGGGCAGGCGGCGAAACAGGCAAAUGUCUCGGUGGUUUUCCCCCUCUGGGGCACUGCCGGGCUGCCGGCUCCACUUGGGCUGGGCUUCUAAGACUUGUCUGCGGAGGGGAGGGGGUCUUCAUUAUUAUUUUUUUUUUCUUUUAUGGCAAAAAGAAACUUAAUUUCAGGGGAAGACUUGGCGGAUACUGUUUGCCAGUGAUAAAGACCAACUAUGUUCGGUGGCUAGGUUUGUGCUUUAGCUGCUGGAUGCGCUAUCCAGGAGCUUCGACUUAGCAAUACCAGGUUUCACCCUACACAUCUUUUGCUUACAGCUAUUAAAGCCACCUUGUAUGUGCUAACACUGCAUCAUCUCUCCCCGUCUUCUUCCAUACCGUACCCCCAAACUGUUGCCAUGCAGAUUCACAGCAUCUCUCAUAGGACGUCAUUCCCCAGCUCUUAUUCCCCACUCCUUAUGGUUGCCCUCUUCUCUGCCUCCUCCCAGUCCCAAAACU